UGCAGGGAUUGAGGAAUGUGGGGACCAGCGCCUACGUCACACUCAGACCGCCCCGAGGGUCCCGACCAGAGAGGAAAACUUUUCUUCCCCCCCCGUGAAUUAAGAACAAAAACCCCUCCGGGACGCUCUAUACUCUUGUCUCCAUGGUAACGUGUAGGACGCCCGAGCUGCCUUGCAAGGGGGCGGUGCCAGAGCGACUGACGACGGGACUUGCACAGGAGAAAUUGGUCUGAAGAUGGUAAGGAGAGGCCUGGAUUCAUCUGGACUGCGUUUUAGCCAUUUCACGACGGAGCGUACUACCCGUACACAGGUGACACCCAAGGGACCCACUCCUCAGCAGGGAUCCCCUCCCUCCUGAACUCCCCGCUCAGCAUCAUGACUCCUCCAUCCAGCGGCGCCUCCGUCGUCCUCCCCUUCAAGUUCCGUCCGCGCCGGGAGAGCGUGGACUGGCGGCGAAUCAACGCCGUGGACAUAGACCUGGUGGUGAGCCAGCUGGACCUGGACGCCCUGCAGGAGCACAUCAGCAGCGUGACGUUCUGCAGCCUGGACGGCGAGCGGUGCCAGCGCUGCCAGAGCCCCGUGGACCCGGCUCUGGUCAAGCUCCUGCGGCUGGCCCAGCUGACGUUGGAGUGGCUCCUGCACUGCCAGGAGUUCCUCACCCUGAACCUGCGUGCGGUGGAGGAGAAGCUGGCGGCGGCCGGCAGGGAGCGUGAGCAGCUGCUGGAUCAGCAGAAGAAGCAGGAGGAGAAGGUGAAGACGCUGACCGACGAGCUCAAGCAGAGGAAGAAAGUCAUCCGCACCCAGCAGUCCAUGCUCACGCCACGAAUCAUCAGUGGCCAUAAGUGUCCACAUUGUGAUAAAUCCUUCCUCAAUUCCUCAUUCCUCCAGAAUCACAUGCAGCGCCGCCACCCUGACGAGUAUGAGAUCGAGUAUCGCUCGGACAGCGAGAAGAAAUCUCAGAUAGACUGCCUCAAAUCAGAGAUCAGCAGUCUGAAGGAGCAGGUUGUUCAGCAGCAAAUGGACUUGCAAGCCAAAACAGCUCAGGAAAAAGAGCAGCAGUCCCAGCACAAAGACCUGCUGAGAGAACUGGACCGUUUCAAAGCUGAGGAGAUGGCGCGCAUGGACAGAAAGAUAGAGGACAGCAGGGAUGGCAUGCGCAGGGAGAUGGAAUUUCUCUACACCCGAAAUAUUCAGGCUCUCAAUGAAGCUAAUCAGAAUCAGACAGCGAAGCAUGAAAAACCAGCCAGCCCUGUUCACUCACAGCCAGAGAGAGAUCUGGACAACUACAGAGAGAUGCAGAUACAAGCCAUACAGAAGCUGGAGCACCAACUGAAGAAACAGGAUAAAAAGUGGGGAUCCAGGCUGCAGGAGAUAAAGGCCCAACACGAGUCUGAGAAAAACCAGCUGCUGAACGAGCUGAGCAGAAUGCAGUCGUCCGUGUCCGAGCACCAGGAGAGCAGCCAGCGGCUGCAGCAGGAGAUGGGCAGGAGGCUGCAGGAGAGGGAGCACACCAUCAAGGCCCAGAGGGAGCAGAUAAGGAAUAUCUCAUUGAAUCCACCCACCAAAAUAGUGGAAAUACCAGUCAUUGUCAGUGCUCCAGCUCCAGAGCCUAAACCAAAGAGAGUCGUGCUCGACUCAAGCAGCUUCUCUGAGAGGAGGCCCGUGGAGAAGAGGCCCGAGCCUGCACCUGAGAAGAAACAGAGGGCGACCACCAACGCCCUGAAAAGGAACCCCAACAUCAAGAAGGAGAUGCGGCCGGAUCUGGAGCAGGCGGUCAUUGAGAAGCUGGAGAACCUGGGAGUCAAGGCGGAUCAGAGUGGUCUUAGGGACAAAGAGCUCAACUCCAUCCUGGCCAAAGUGCACUCAAAGCGGGAGAGCAUUGCGAAGGGGAUGCCCGACUACUGGCGCCAUCGGGAGGAGAUCUCCAGCAGCGUGGAGCAGAAGCUGGGCGGUCAGAGGAGAGGCAGCGACCCAGCUCCCGAGUCACAGACCAGAUCCAGACAAACGGUUCAAGUGCUGCAGAUCCGCCCCAGAUCCAGCAGCCUGCCCUCCAGAGCGACCCAGGUGGUGUCCGGACCUGCAGUCAAACAGCCCAAGACCCCCCAGCCGACACCGAGGACCAGGACCACCGCCCAGCCCAAGACAUCUACACCCAACACCAAGGCCGCUCCGAGGAUCUUCACAUCCAAGACCCCUCCUUUCAGUUCAGAUGAGGAAUCUGAAGAAGAGGACACAGAUGUCGAGGAUGAGCGUCAUCAAAAACACCAGAGGGGCAAAUCCCCACAGCCCAGACUGAACCAGGUCCAAAUCAGAGCCAGCAAAGCCAGUCCAGUCCAGGCCAAGCGGGCUCAAGCCAGGCAGUCAUUCAUCUCAAACCCCCAGCAGGCCAGGAGCUCAGUGGGCGGUUCGACAAGGACCGCAGUCGCAAAGAUGGAGAGCGACGAGGACGAGUGGUCUGAGGUCAGCGAGCUGCAGGAGAUCGACCCGAAGCGUCUCCAGAGUUUCAAAGACCAGAACGGAAACGUGGACAAGAGGAACUUUGGCAAAGAGAACAAGAUCAACGACCUGGCUAGAAAAAUGGAGAAGCAGUUUGCAGAUAGAGCGGUAAAGAAACCAGCAGGGGGCGUCAGCAUCUUACCAGAGAGGAGAGACGAGGUUCAGGAGCUCACGUGCACAGAUCUCGAGGAGAGCAGUGAGUGGGCGGUGUCAUCCUUAGAAGACAGACGGGAAACGGCUAAACCGACUAAGGGCCCUGGACCAGCCAGGAAGAGCCUGGACUCACCCAGCACCAGCGUGUGGGGAACCUCCACCGGAAAAGGUGCAAAAUCAGGUCUGACCGAAGCUGGAACAGGAAGCACCCUGAAGAGCAGCCUGUGCUCCCUCAGCGACAUCAGUGACUCCGAGGACUUUAGCAAUAAAUAACAAUUAAGGUGACGUAGCAAUCACAGACACAAAGACCUCAGUCAGCCCAUGUGACACCUACAGUCCAUGCCAAAUAGUUAUUUUUUAUUCUGUUAUUAAUACAGAGAUAGCAAUACUGAGACAUUUCUGUAGAAAAAAGACCAUCUAAUAAAUAUGACAGUUAAAUAACAAAACAAGUCUCACCUUAUGCCUGUUGCCAAUUCUAUGUUUGCCUUAGACCUUUAAAGGAACUUUUACAUUUUUAGUUUUUUUAAUUUGGUAUAUUCAUUGAAAUAUAGCCCACACUCCAAACGAGAUGCUGUAUGUAGUUUGUGUCAAAUUUUGUACAUCAAAUUCUAUAUUGCCUUCACUUGUGAAAUGAGCAAUGACAUGUGAUUUUUGUAUAGAAAAUAUUUAUACAAGCAAUAAAAUCUAUU
Molecule: messenger RNA, 3338 nt
Organism: Anoplopoma fimbria (sablefish)
Lineage: Eukaryota; Metazoa; Chordata; Actinopteri; Perciformes; Anoplopomatidae
Gene: dzip1
Product: DAZ interacting zinc finger protein 1
Exons: 18
Coding region: 376-2922 (848 amino acids)
Biological process (GO): cilium assembly
Cellular component (GO): cytoplasm; ciliary basal body
Source: RefSeq, a predicted model, not a curated record